Lytechinus pictus (painted urchin) is the source of this 3590-nucleotide messenger RNA. RefSeq names its product tubulin alpha-1 chain-like. The transcript has 3 exons. NCBI's taxonomy places the organism in Eukaryota, Metazoa, Echinodermata, Echinoidea, Temnopleuroida, Toxopneustidae. Gene Ontology annotation, biological process: microtubule cytoskeleton organization; mitotic cell cycle. Gene Ontology annotation, cellular component: cytoplasm; microtubule. Gene Ontology annotation, molecular function: structural constituent of cytoskeleton; GTP binding. The record is from RefSeq and is a predicted model, not a curated record. The coding region runs from base 283 to 1641 and encodes 452 amino acids.
GAUUCUCUCUGUUGGUAAGUUACAUUAAGCAACCAUUGUUGCAGAUCAUAAUAGCUACCAUAGAAACGUUAUGCAUCCUUUGUGGCUAGCUAGUAACACAUUCAUCAUUCGCUGACUGCUGAAUAUUAGUAAACAAAACAUGAAUUAUGAAUACACGGCUGAUGUGAUAAACCGUCACAUUUGGGAAUUGCUAGCGCUACUCAUCGGACGUCCUCAGAGCAAUAAACCUGUUUGAUCUAUUUUCUUAGCAUUUUUGUCACCUUCAACAAUAAAUCUUCAAACAUGCGUGAAUGUAUCUCUAUCCAUGUCGGUCAAGCCGGAGUCCAGAUCGGUAAUGCCUGCUGGGAGUUGUACUGCCUUGAGCACGGCAUCCAGCCUGAUGGUCAGAUGCCAUCAGACAAGACCAUCGGAGGUGGUGAUGACUCCUUCAACACCUUCUUCAGUGAGACUGGGGCUGGAAAACACGUUCCUCGGGCCGUAUUUGUCGAUCUCGAACCAACUGUUGUCGAUGAGGUACGCACCGGCACCUAUCGCCAGCUUUUCCACCCAGAGCAACUGAUCACCGGAAAAGAAGAUGCUGCCAACAACUAUGCCCGUGGGCAUUACACCGUCGGAAAGGAGCUUAUUGAUAUCGUCCUUGAUAGGACCAGGAAGCUGGCUGACCAGUGCACUGGUCUUCAAGGAUUCCUUAUCUUCCAUAGCUUCGGUGGUGGCACCGGCUCUGGCUUUACCUCCCUGCUAAUGGAGCGUCUCUCCGUUGACUACGGAAAGAAGUCCAAGCUUGAGUUCGCCGUCUACCCAGCUCCCCAGAUCUCUACUGCCGUUGUCGAGCCCUACAACUCCAUCCUUACCACACACACGACCUUGGAACAUUCCGACUGUGCCUUCAUGGUCGACAACGAGGCCAUUUACGAUAUCUGCCGUCGUAACCUCGACAUCGAGCGUCCCACCUACACCAACCUGAACCGCCUCAUCGGUCAGAUCGUCUCCUCCAUCACUGCUUCUCUUCGAUUCGAUGGCGCCCUCAACGUCGAUCUAACAGAGUUUCAAACUAACUUGGUACCCUAUCCUCGUAUCCAUUUUCCACUGGCUACCUAUGCUCCAGUUAUUUCUGCCGAGAAGGCAUACCACGAGCAGCUCUCUGUUGCUGAGAUCACCAACGCUUGCUUCGAGCCCGCCAACCAGAUGGUGAAGUGCGAUCCUCGUCAUGGUAAAUACAUGUCAUGUUGCAUGCUGUACCGAGGUGAUGUCGUCCCAAAGGAUGUCAAUGCUUCCAUUGCAACCAUCAAGACCAAGCGUACAAUCCAGUUCGUUGACUGGUGUCCAACUGGCUUCAAGGUCGGUAUCAACUACCAACCACCCACUGUCGUUCCCGGUGGUGACCUUGCCAAGGUCCAACGUGCUGUCUGCAUGUUGAGCAACACAACAGCAAUCGCCGAAGCCUGGGCCCGUCUUGACCACAAGUUCGAUCUGAUGUACGCCAAGCGUGCUUUCGUCCAUUGGUACGUCGGAGAGGGUAUGGAGGAAGGAGAGUUCUCCGAGGCCCGUGAAGAUUUAGCUGCUCUUGAGAAAGAUUAUGAAGAGGUUGGAGUUGAUUCCGUCGAUGCAGAGGGCGAGCAAGAGGAAGGGGAUGAGUACUAGAUAGCUAGAGAUCUCAUCAUCUAUUCUUAGUUUGAUUAAUAUUUUUGUUUUUUUUAACACAACAUCGUUAAAACCUGUUUCUUCAUUUAGUACAACUCCAAUUUGCGGCUCACGUUUGUUUACAGACCUCGUUACAAAGAAAAGUACUCCGACUUGGUAAUUUUUCGUGUUUAUGAUGAAAUUUAAUUACAUUACAGAUACUUUGUUACAGAAUUGUUUGCAAACUCAAUAAUCAAAAUCAAUAUUUCUUAUGUCAGUGAUUCAGUAAAGCAGUGGCCUUCCCUAUCGCUUUACAAACAAUUAAAUGUGAGCCCAAAUUUAUCCCCCCCCCCCUCAAAAAAGAAAAAAAGUCAGUAAAGUAUAUUGCGUAAGUAAGUUUAAAAAAUAUGAGAAGGGUUAAGUUGAAUAAGAUCCAGAAGGGCUGAAUAAAAGAAUUUAUAUGAAUUUUCCAGGUAUCAAAUGCAAUAAAAUAAUUUUAUUUCAACCUGAUCACAUGAUUUGCAAGUUCAAUUACCUUUUUAAUGUAAAGAGUGGGAUGGAGAUAAAAAGAUAAAUAUACAUGUGCAGAGAGGGAGAGAGAGCGAGUGAGAUAGAGACAGAGGUGGGGGGAGCCUCGAUAUGUGUGUCUGAAAUGAAUGCUAAAUAAUGUGUAAUUUUAUCCGUGUGCUCGGGAAUGAAAGAGGACAGAGAGAGCGUGAAAAUAGAAGUGAAGAUGUGUGUGUAUGACAGUGUGUGUGGUGUGGGGUGUACGUCGGUGGUUAAUUAUUAAGAGACGGGGGAGAUUGACUGAUUUUAACUUAAGUUAAACAAUGAAAUUCCAGCAUAAUUCGAAAGAGUGUGAAGAUUUCAUGGUUUGAUAGGAUGAGAAAGUGGGUGGGAAGAUGUGGGAGAGGAAGUUAUAUAGUUUGGGGGUGUGUGUUGUUGUGGAUGCAGAUUGAUGUUAAGGUGUGUAAGGGUGGGACGUGUGUAGGGCGAAGAGACAGUGUGCGAGAGAGCGUGUUUGCUUUUGUGGCUGGCGUGGGUGGGUAGGGUGUGUGUGUGUGUGUGUGUUAAUGACUGUCACAUAUGUCAGUUGGAUAAUGCUUAUGUGUGAGUGUGUGUUGGAUCUAAUUUUUGGCGGAAAAUGGAACUAGUUAUGUAACAAUGAAUUUAAUAGAUGUGAGUUACGUACAAAGGAACUGAUUCAAACGGAAGAAAAUGCACUGUAAAAAAUGAAGUGCUGAUUUCCUAGUUCAAAUUUAAACUAGAAUAUCAGCACUAGUAGUGCGCACUAGUAGUGCAGUCAUUAUACAAGCACUGUAAGUGCUAAAUUAGCACAUCACGUUUUACAGUGUGGGAAAAAGCCAGGGUGACUUUUUGUAAAUAAUAAUUGUCCACACUGUCCAAUUCAUGAUCAGUAAACGAAUAUAAAAAAGAGAACAUAUCAUGGGAUACUAGAUUUAUGAAGGGAACUGGCUUAUAGACUGCGGCGCUUGUGUACCCCCCCCCCCCCCCAAAGGAAAAAAAAAAGAAAACCGAGAAAAAAGGGGGGAUAUAAGGUAAAAAAUUAAACAUGAAACAAAAUGACAAAAUACGCUACAAAAUUAGACUUUCAUUUAAAAAAAAAUUAAGCUUUUUGCUCGCUUGAUACUUGCAAUAUAAUUUUUGUACGCCAAUGUUGUGGAGUAUACUUUUUAAAAUGUAGAUUUAAUUAAAUGGUGCAAUCAACCUUUCAACGAAGAAGAGGACAUACUUAAAAAAUAAUAAGGAAACACUUAUAUACAUGUAUGCUAUUAUGUGGUUAAAACUUAAACAACGAAAGCCUGUUUUGGAAGCAUGAACAAAUUGUGAAAUUAGAAUAACUCCUCUCGAUCAAAAGCAUGUAACAUUGACGGUAGUCCUGAUAUCUAAUUGUCAAUAUUCAUGACCAGGCGAUGUCCACGAGUACAGUGAAAAGGGUUCCAACUUUC